CGUUCUCUGCAAUCAGCAGCAGUAGCAGCAUCAGCAUCUUUUUGCAAAUUGAUUUGGUAUCCCUUAUUGGGGACUUAUUUCAAAUAAAUCACAAAUGCAGUUGAAAUUGUUUAUAUUUAUGGGGAAUAAGUGAAUAAUUUUGAAAUGAAUUGAGAAUCUGCUAACGACGAAAGGAUUGUGAGAGUGGCUUUCUGAGAUCAGACACAGCUGGCGGAAUAAUUGCGCCUUUACCUUUUGAAGAAGCGAAAUGGGACAGACAAAGAGCCAAUUCACUGACGAGGAAUUACAAGAUUACGAAGACUUGACAUUUUUUUCGAAAAAAGAGAUACUCCUUGCUCAUAAAAAAUUUAAAAGCCUUGCACCCGAAAAAGUUGGACACAACAAAAAUGCCAAAUUAUCAAUGAGCAAAAUAUUACAAUAUCCAGAAUUGCGUGUAAACCCUUUCGGUGACCGAAUAUGUAAAGUGUUUAGCUCAAGUGAGGAUGGUGAUAUGACGUUUGAAGACUUUUUAGACAUGAUGAACGUAUUUAGUGAUGCUUGCCCAAAAAAAUUAAAAGCGGAAUAUGCUUUUCGCAUUUGGGAUUUUGAUGGUGAUGAUAUGCUUGGUGUUUCGGAUUUAAAACAAGUUAUUGAGCGAUUAUGCGGACCAGAAAACAAAUUAGAUGACUGCGAUAUGAAAGAGAUUAUUCACUGCAUUCUAGCAGAAGCAGAUUUCGAUGAUGAUGGAGCAUUGUCGUUUCCGGAAUUCGAGCAUGUCACUGAUAAGUCUAGAGACUUUCUUAAUUCUUUUCGCAUAAGACUUUAAGAGCACAACAACAACAGCACAACAAUCCAACCGACAUAUAAAAACAUUAUUUCUAUAAUGAUAUGUUUAAAAAUACCCAAAGUUUACACACUUACAUUUAGUAUUUUUCUUGUUGUAAUAUUUUAUAAUAGAAUUGAAUGAAUCUCAAAUGAAUUAGGUUAUUUAAGUAAACCCUUAUGAACUACACUUAUGUAUUUGCAUUUAUCAAUAACAUUUACUCGAAUAUAUGAAUGUUGUUGCAACCAAAUUAUUAUAUAUAUAAAUUGUCCAUAACUUAUGUAUUAACUUCAUUCUGAUUAAAGUAUAUAAAUAACUCGAAUUUGAAGUUAAAAGUCAUAUGCUAUUGUAAAUUGCAAUGAAUGUAUCAAAUAUUUUUCAUGAACAGUAACACAUAAGAUUAUGAAAAUUAAAUGCUAUUACUGCCACAAGGUAAUCAUUUUUCCUUGGAAGUAUUGCUUAAUGUCAAAAAAAUAUCUCAUUCUAUAUAGACCUAUAAGAUUAUGUAGGUUUACGA
Molecule: messenger RNA, 1319 nt
Organism: Bactrocera tryoni
Lineage: Eukaryota; Metazoa; Arthropoda; Insecta; Diptera; Tephritidae
Product: calcium and integrin-binding protein 1-like
Exons: 5
Coding region: 248-805 (185 amino acids)
Molecular function (GO): calcium ion binding
Source: RefSeq, a predicted model, not a curated record